This is a messenger RNA of Penicilliopsis zonata CBS 506.65, 5821 nucleotides long. RefSeq lists its product as hypothetical. The transcript has 7 exons. Lineage: Eukaryota; Fungi; Ascomycota; Eurotiomycetes; Eurotiales; Aspergillaceae. Gene Ontology annotation, molecular function: ubiquitin protein ligase activity. The record is from RefSeq and is a predicted model, not a curated record. Gene Ontology annotation, cellular component: nuclear speck. Bases 1 to 5502 code for a protein of 1833 amino acids. Gene Ontology annotation, biological process: proteasome-mediated ubiquitin-dependent protein catabolic process; protein polyubiquitination.
AUGUCUCCCAGAAUCACUCGCUCCGCCGCGAGACUUGCAGCAGAACCUCCCUCGACUUCCGUCGCUGCUCCACCUCCCCCGAAUCCCGCCGCUGGCUCGGCCCCAUCCCGCAAACGCAAGGCCCCAACACGACCGGAUCGCUCGCGAGAAGCUCCCGAACCGCGGAAUCCCCCAUCUCCUCCUCCUCGUCGAGCGAAGAAGCAGCGGCUUGCUGCAGGACCUCCCUCGCAACCACCUGCCGCCCCCGUCGGUCCUCGUCGCGGCUCCCGUAAUCGCACAGCAAUGUCCCAACCUGGUCCCUCGUCGAACCCCUCCGAUGAUAUCCCGGAAAGCAGAGCAACCUCUUCAUCGUCCAGACGCAAGUCGAGUAGGAGCAGCAAAGUGUCACAAGAUCGCCUUUCAGCAACACAGUCCCCGCCCCCACGUCGACAGAAGAAGCGCUCGGCCAAGGCAAACAAUCAAGACCUGUUGAUGAAGGACGACGAGGACGAUGAUGGCCAUGAAGAUCGACCAUCGAGUGGACAGCGGGACUCAUCUCCACCGAGCGAAAGCAACGAUGGUACGAAUCCGUCUGCGUUCGACGAUGACGAUGGAGACCCGUUUCACAGCAGCCUCUUUGGCUCGCGAAGCCCCUUUGGACUCCAGAGCACGCUGCGAGCCCUCAGCGGCAUGAUGUCAGGCAUGUCAUCCCGCCUUCGCGAAAUCCUCGCCAAUUUGCGAAUGAAAGAGGACCCCUCGGUUCAACUGAUUGCACUGCAGGAGUUGUCGGAUCUUCUGCUAGUGUCCAAUGAGGACAAUCUGUCCGGCCAGUUCUCUCCAGAUCCCUACGUGAAGGAGCUAGUCUCCCUGAUGCAGCCGAAUGAGAUGGGAGAAGAGAACCCAGAGAUCAUGCUCCUCGCCUGCAGGUGCUUGGCGAACCUUAUGGAGGCCCUGCGCGGUUCGGUGGCCAAUGUGGUCUACGGCGGUGCCGUUCCCAUUCUGUGCCAGAAACUCUUGGACAUUCAGUUUAUCGAUCUGGCCGAACAGGCCCUCAGCACUUUGGCCAAAAUCUCCGUCGACUUUCCGGCAUCCAUUGUGCGGGAAGGCGGGCUCACGGCCUGUCUGACAUAUCUUGACUUCUUCCCCACCAGCACCCAGCGAACAGCGGUUACGACGGCCGCUAACUGUUGCCGGAAUCUUCCCCACGACUCAUUCCCAGUAGUUCGUGACGUGAUGCCAACCCUGCUGAAUGUCCUGGCCAGCAAUGAUCCGAAGGUGGUCGAGCAGGGCUGCCUGUGCGUCUCACGCAUUGUUGAGAGCUUCAAGAACAAGCCGGAAAAGUUGGAAGAACUCAUCGAGCCGGCCAUGCUCAAGGCUAUCCUUCGCCUUCUUCUUCCGGGUACCACCAAUCUGAUCGGACCCCACAUUCAUACCCAAUUUCUCCGUGUCCUCGCCAUCACAUCUAAGGCCAGCCCGCGUCUGUCGGUGGAGCUUCUCAAGAUGGAUGUCGUCGACACACUGUACCAGAUCUUGACCGGUGUCUCCGCCCCGCAGAGCCUCGGCAACUCCGCUAUGAAGAUGGAUAGCGUCCUGGUUAUGCAGGCAUUAAUCCACCGUCCCAGGGAGCAAGUUCUGGAGACCCUCAACGUCAUCUGCGAGAUUCUACCCGUGGUUGCAAAUCGAGAGACCGCCGAUGGCGUCCUUGAUGGUUCUCUCGGCGGCGUCGUUGUCGUGGGUGCCAAGCCUUCAAAAAUCAAAGAUUCUGCUGAGAAGCGGCGGUCCCUUCUUCUCGAAUGUAAACCAGAACUGAAACGCUUUGCCACGGUACUGCUGCCGACACUUACAGACGCCUACUCCAGCACGGUCAACCUCCAUGUUCGACAGAAGGUGCUCAUUGCCCAGCUCAAGAUGCUGUACAAUCUGGAUUCCUCGUUGAUCGAGGAUGCUCUCCGCAUCGUGCCAUAUGCCUCGUUCCUAGCCGCGAUCUUGUCGCAGAAAGAUCACCCGUCCUUGGUCUCGUUGGCCCUUCGUUGCGCAGAACUCCUCUUCGAACGUCUCGAGCAUGUCUAUCAGCACCAGUUCCACCGAGAAGGUGUCAUUUCGGAGAUCAUCAAGCUCGCAGAAGGGCGCCUCUCCACAGAACCCAAACAAGCAGCUUCUCACGAUUCGGAUGCGAUGGACACAUCCGACACUCCACCUGCCGGGGAGAAACAGACCGGGGACUCUGGGACCACGAUUGGCAAGAGUCACCAGAGGCUGAACCGUGACGAGGACGCAGAAUCAGACGAUAAUGUUGACGGGGAGGAUGAUGACGAUCAAGAGGAUGACCGUGAUGAUGACAACGAUGACAUGUCGGAGUCUGAGACUUCUUCAUCGUUCUCUGGUCACCGAAUCUUAGUCAACACCGAUGAUGCCAUCAAUGACCUAGUCAUUCAGGAUGCUCGGGCUUUUGUCGCGCUCUACGAAUCUAGCAAGAGCCGUGAUGAGCAUGAAAAGGCGCUGGAGAUUCUCACUGAGCUGCAGCAUCUGGCAGCGGACCUCUCAUCCUGCUACCUUGUCCAUGGAGGUGAGGAUGGAGAGGAGGGUCUGCGUUUAUUCAAACAAUUAGCCUCUUAUUUUGAUGGCGAUGCACUGGAGAGUAUCACCAGCUCCGAGCUACUCAACUCUGGAAUUAUCCAGGUUCUUCUAGAUAUAUUCCACGGGAGUGCCUCUACCGCCACCCGCAAUGCCCGUGCAGCUUUUUUGCAUGCCUUUAUGGGUUCGGCCAUCUCUGAACAAGCCCAAAGCCAAAGUACUGCUACCACCGCAUUUAGUGUCUUGAUACAGAAGCUCCAGAGCCUACUCAGUCGGACAGAGCACUUUGAGGUGAUCACAGUCAACCACAACUCUCUUGAAAAUACCAGGAGCAACGCCACGUACAUGUUAGGGAAACAACUUCGACUGAAACUCCUUGCCGACGAAGACUCCCAGAUCCCCCGACCAUAUCGAAACAUCAUGGUGUCCAUUCACGCCAUUGCCACGUUCAAAUCUUUGGAUGACUUCCUUCAUCCCAGAAUCAGUCUGUCCGACCGGCCGAGAAGUUCACGCAACCGGAACUCUCUCCUCUCCCAGAUUGCCGAAGCAGCGCGGCUACGAGAUCAAUUGACAGGCAGCGGCAAUGCUGCCGAGCACGACGCUGCCCCGCUCUCAUCUUCCAGUGCAACACACCCCGAUCAUCCUGGCAGCCAACCCGGUCAUCGGCCCCCCCAAAGUGAGAGUCGCGAAAGGCCAGCGCGGACGAGACGCUCUGGCCGUCAUCUUGGUCCCAGUGAUGACGCCGACGAACAGGGUGAGGAGCCAUUAGAAUGUGCUGAUGAAAAGCAUCUAAGCGAGGACGAAGACGAGCUAGACGACGAUGACGAAGAUGGUGCUGAGGACGAAGAGCUGAAUGCCAUUGUUGAUGACCUCGAGGAUGAGCUCUCGGAUGAUAACAUCCAAGACCCGACCGCAGUGAACAUGGAGGUCGCGUCAACAGGAAAGGUGACUGCCCGCAAAGAAGAUGGCACUCGUGUCGCAACUCCGUCACAAUCAACCCCGAUGUCAAAGUCUUCUGUCUCAGCCUCGACUCCUACCCCCCCCGCAGGGAACAGUUCACUCGCGAUGGCUGGCCGCCCGUUCGCGUCGUAUGCCGCUGCAAUGGCCUCGACCCCUCAAGACUGGCACAUUGAAUUUAGUGUGGACGACACGCCGGUCUGCAAUGAGACAACAAUCUAUCGGGCUAUCCACCACAAUCGUGAACAUCUAGAGGACUCCAAUGCACGGAAUGUCUGGUCGGCCAUCCAUACUGUUAAAUUCAAGCGCGUCCCUGGCCCUCCUCCCCCGGAGCCUUCGACCUUGGCUAGUGCUGUAACUGGGCCCUCAACGGAGGAUACUCCCGAUAUGCCCGUGUCUCUCAGCAAAGACACCACCACGGCGCCCAUCCUGCGACUUCUCAGUGUGCUGCAUGAGAUUAACGCCACCCUCGACGAUACCCUUGCGGAGCACAAGGAGCUCGGACCGCUCACCCCCGAACCGCUAGCCCAGUUCAUCAACACCAAGCUGACUGCCAAGCUGAACCGGCAACUGGAAGAGCCUCUCAUCGUGGCCAGCAGCUGCUUGCCGAGUUGGAGUGAAGAUCUCACACGGCUCUUCCCUUUCCUGUUUCCCUUUGAAACUCGGCAUCUCUUCUUGCAAUCUACCGCCUUUGGCUAUUCGCGCGCAAUGAUGAGGUGGCAAAGCUCCCAGGGCACAGAGGACAGUCGUCGAGACCAGCGCCGUGAUGAUCGCCCCUUCCUAGGCCGCCUCCAGCGACAGAAGGUGCGGAUCUCGAGGACGCGGAUCCUAGAGUCGGCAAUGAAGGUCAUGGAGCUCUAUGGCUCCUCGCCGAGUGUGUUGGAAGUCGAGUACUUUGAAGAGGUUGGAACUGGCCUAGGUCCCACACUCGAAUUCUACUCAACUGUCUCCAAAGAGUUCUCCAAACGGAAGCUCAGGAUCUGGAGAGACGGUGAUUCAAGUGCCGGAGACGAAUACGCCUUUGGGAAACGAGGCUUGUUCCCAGCUCCGAUGAGCGACGAUCAGGCCACCCAGGAGUCUGGCAAGAAACAGCUGCAGCUCUUCAAGAUGCUUGGCAAAUUUGUAGCCCGGUCGAUGCUCGAUUCGCGAAUCAUCGAUGUCUCCUUCAAUCCUACAUUUUUCCGCAUUGCCGGCAACCCCUCCAUGGUGCAGCCCUCCCUUGGCACCGUCAAAACGGUUGACAAAGAUUUGGCCAACUCUCUUCUGCUUCUGAAGCGGUUUGCCCAGGCGAAGAAGUCUGUCGACGACAAUAAAUCCAUCCCCCCAUCUCAGAAGGCACUGGUCUUGGCCGAGAUUGCGAUCGAUGACGUCCAGGUCGAAGACCUCGGCCUGGAUUUUACCCUGCCUGGAUACCCUGCCAUCGAGUUGAUCAAAGACGGAUCGAACAUCCCUGUUACGAUUGAGAAUGUCGGGUUCUACGUCGAGCGGGUGGUUGAUAUGACUCUUGGCAGCGGUGUUCAACGCCAAGUCGACGCGUUCCGACAGGGCUUCUCGCAGGUGUUCCCCUACAGUGCUCUUCGCGCGUUUACCCCGAAUGAGCUUGUGAUGCUAUUUGGACGAACAGAGGAGGACUGGGCCAUUGAAACCCUUAUGGAGUCAAUCAAGGCCGACCACGGAUUCAACAUGGAUAGCAAGAGUGUGCGCAACUUGCUCCAAACGAUGAGUGAGCUGAGCACGCAGCAACGGCGAGAUUUCCUUCAAUUCGUGACUGGUAGUCCAAAAUUACCGAUUGGAGGCUUCAAGAGUCUCACACCGAUAUUCACGGUUGUCUGUCGCCCCAGCGAGCCACCGUACACGCCCGAUGACUACUUGCCGAGUGUGAUGACCUGCGUGAAUUAUCUCAAACUCCCCGAUUACAGUAGCCUGGACGUUCUCCGCGAGCGACUCUCCGUUGCUAUCAAAGAAGGACAAGGAGCAUUCCACCUGUCUUAAUCCAGCCGCGUUUCGCCUUUCCCCCUUUUUUGUUUUUUCUUCAUCUUUUUCCUUCCAGGAGAGAGUGAUGAAAGAAGACGAGGACAGAGCAAAAUGAUGAUUGUUGCACCACCACACUGAGCGGGGCAGCAUGGUCGUUGAUCAAUUUGCAACAGAGAAGAGGACUGACUUAUAAUAAUAACCUGCAUAGCUGAAUCUCUCCUACUUCCUUCGUGUUUCGUCUUUUCCUUUUUCUUUUUCCUGUUCCCCGUUUUCUUAUUGACCAGCCGGGACUGUGUCUGGGGUAUGCGAGUGCUAUUUUGAGAAGAUCUCGGUUUGG